AUGCUGAUAAUUAUUGAUCUCAGUUAUUGCUUUUCUAAACUCUCUCGAAGCAUCGUAUCUUCUCGUAUAAUUUUCGUAAAUAAGAUGUUGCAUUUUCAAACUGUAUUUUGGGUACAACUUUUAAUUAUCAGCCUAUUCUACACUCACAAAGUAAUCAUAUCAAUGCCAAUAGCUGAAGAAUUGAGUAUUGAAUGUACAAUUCAAUGUGGAGUCGAAGCUGAUAAAUGUCAGAAAGCACAUGCAACAACACAACCACUAAUUGAAGCAUGUGUACAAAAAAUGUUUGAAUGUGUCAAACACUGUACUGGACCACCACCUGUUGAAGAUUAUUAUUAUUAUUAA
This is a messenger RNA of Schistosoma guineensis, 342 nucleotides long. The record is from the annotation of a GenBank genome assembly. NCBI's taxonomy places the organism in Eukaryota, Metazoa, Platyhelminthes, Trematoda, Strigeidida, Schistosomatidae.